UGUUUCGCAUGGAGGUUAGUACCGUCUCGGUGACGCUUUUUCGUCGGAAGGUUAGUAGAUGAUGAACCGGAUUGAUUUUCUCUCUGGGGCGAGAGCUCUCCUGCGACGCUACCGGUUGCAUUUUUUUUUUCACCACCCCAGUGACGUCACGCGAAAAUAUAUCACUACAAAAUCAGCAACAAAAAAAUCAACAUUCGGGGAUGAAUAAACCAAUCUAUCGGUAUUUAUUCAAAUAAACGGUAAAAAAUGAGGAGACGACUUCUUGCUCCAGUAGAAUAAAUCGACAGAAUUAUCGCACUUUCGGUGCAGAUCUGGAGUCCAGGGAUUGGCUCAAGCAAAUAUUCGAUGGUGCGUUAUAUACGUUGACUGGAAAAAUCGCAAUUGAUGGAUGUUGAACGGUGGAAGUGACUCGGCAACGUCGGAGAGAAUCGUCGGUACUUCCAACGUUGCCAGACACAACUACAUAGCGCAUUGGAGUAUUAUACCAACUAGUGUAAAAUCGUCGUCUCCUCUCCCCGAUGACGUCACAGGCCGCACGAUAAACCGAGGCACGUAGCCACUGCCAGCCCGGUUUCCAUCGCCAGAGCGUGACUUACACUCGAAAAAAAAAAUAUAUAUAACUUCUAUAACUCAACUCUUUCUCGGGGCUGAUUAAAAAAAAUUUUUUUUCACACGAUUUUUCAUUGUGUGAAUUCUUGGGAUUACGUUAUCACUUUGUAAAUGAGCAUUCCGUCGCUUUCCUUGUAGUGAUAAGAAAUAUUUAAUAACACAAAUAUUUAUGCAAUCAAGUUAUUAAUGGGAAUGCAGUAGUUCUCAAUGGACCGAUAAAAUGCAGUGGUUUUGCUAUUAAUACAUUCUAAAUUUUCCACUUGGGAUUUUUUUUUCAUUCUUUUCUUUGGAGUUUUUAUAUCCACUUAAUCACCGCAUAUCUCGCUGAGUUGCGUGUUAGGCAGUUGGGGACGGGUGAGAGGGAGAAAAAGAGGGGGAGAGAGAGACAGAGAUGGAAAAACUUGACGGGCCGUUACGUCACUUUUAAUUAUCGCUUUGAUGCGCGCUAUAUCGGUUUAAGGAAAACUGGUACGACGGAGGGGGGAGGGAAUGAGUGGAAAAAUUAUCUCACUUGAUUGUGGCAGUAGCAAACAAGUUUGCCGUUGAGGCAUCUCGAAUUUCGCGAAAUUGCGAAUUGCUGGUGUAUUGUCAAUGUCAAUUUUUUUCUGAUAUUCUGGUGACUAAGGGGGCUAUCGGGGGAAAAUGUCGGAAUUUGGCGGUUUGGGUGGAAGGGGCAUUGCAAUCAGUUGAGACAAUUGUUUUAAAUAUCGUACCAACGUAAUGGGUUCAAGGUCGUGCAGAUUUAUCUGCUCUAGACGGAAAUAAAUGGGGACAGAUGAAUAUUUUAAUGUUUUGAAUGAAGAAUGGAAAUUACAGGAGUUCGAUCGAUAUUUGGGGAGACGAAUUUAAUGGGAAUUAGUUGGGAAAUUGAUGAGGGGAAAUACUUGAUGUUUUUUGUCAUUUUAAAGUUGAUGGGAGGUAACUUGAAUUUUAACGAGUAAGAAAGUUGAAAAAAUGUAUUACUAGAAAAAUGAUGGAGUGUGGAGAGAAAAAUACAUUAAAAUCUAGAAAAUAUCGAGAUAAAAUAAACAUUAGGGCAACACUAGGAGAAAAAGGACAUUUAAAAUUUUCUUGAAGAUUAGAUGUUUUUCUAGAAUCCAGUAAAAAUUUAAAGAACUGCACUGAAAAUGCCUCUCAAAAUUUAUCAAAACUACAACUGUACACACCAUGGAACACAGGGCUCCAGUGUUGAUUAACGUCAGAACUGCGACGUUUACGAUUUAUUUAUGUCUGGCCGAGUCAAUAAAUUGUUGAACGAAAAAUGACUCCCAGAGAGGGAGUUAUCACAUCCUCGCCUGUCUCGCUUAUCGGGAAUAAUCUCACUUUUCGUAAAUAGAGAGUCACGUUACCAACUCAUGUUGGCGAUGAUGUCAGAUCGUUAAUGUCAUUUCGUCUCGAGUACAUUUAACAUGGUAAAAUUAAUAACUAAGGUGAAGAAUCAUCUCGCCGGAACGAAAGAAAAGGCGUGAAUGAGUAAAGAAAAUUCAUCGUGGUGUAAGGCGGUCAACGACUGGGGGAAUGGGUUGUAAAUAAAUUGCGUAACGCGUUUUAAAAUCAUACGAGAGACCGAGCACGGUGAAAUCGAGCCGGUGAGGUACAAAGUGUCUCUUGUUGUCUUCUGAUGCUGAUGUUUGUAAUAAUAGUAACGAGGGGUAUGGAGCGUGAAGGCACCUGAGAUAAAAUGGAACUGGGUAAAACUGACUGUGGAGUGAAUACGCAGGAGAAUAUUAAAAGUAUUGAAGAUUAUUUAGAAAAUCAUUCGCGAAUGUCUCUGGAAAUGCUGAGGAAGGAUUCCAUGGGCUCGGAUACUCUAGAGGCUAUACUAAAUGCGGAGAGACUCGUCCAGGAAGCCAAGAGGGUCAUUGCUGAGACUCGCAGGAGGGCUAUUCACAGCAAAACUGUCUCUGAAGGCUGUCCAAUAAUGCACCUGACCGAGGAAGAACUAGAGAUAAAAUCCUUGGUAUUCGCCAAAUUCGACGAAGCCAACGGAAGAACAUUGCGAACUAAAUUAGGGUCCCUCCCUCCAAAUCCGCCCCACCACCCCCAAGAAGUCAAUCCUCCCCCCAAAACACUCUCCAUCAGGACCAAGACCCCCUCCAUAAAGACGCCCACGACUCCCCGUUUACUGCCCUCAGGCUCUCAGCCACCCUCUAGCAUUGAAAUUCAGAGAGGGCCACGGGUCGACAUAAGGAACAACCUCUCCUUCACAAAAAUGUCACCCCUCGAUAUCCACCCCUGCAGCCUGCCCUCUAGACCCAACACAGGCACUUUCCAGCUGCGCCAUGUAGCAUCCAAACGUGUCACAAUCGAUGAGCCCACGAGUUUGAUCGAUGCUGGCGUGCAAACGAGCCUGCGUGACUCAUCGAAAAUCCCCAUGUUUGAAGAGCGAGAUGCACCUUCGAGGUCAGGUCCCUCUGACCUCGACCAAAAUAAAAUUGAUGGAUCGAACGAGGUGCGCCACGCUCAAGUCACCGGAGAUAAUUUUGGUGGGGGGAAAAUCGAUGGUGAAGGUCUUAGAGCUGGAGCUGGAGUUACCCAUUCACCAACGAGCAAAAACGAACCUAAAAGACUUGGCGCUAACACAUUCAUCGAUUUUUUAUUCGGGAUGAAUGCCUUAGAUGCUAAAAAAUCGGAGAAAGAAACGCCUGGAGAUUGUGAAAAUUCUCCCUCAUCCCCUAUGAGCUUAACAGCCCCUGACACAAGUACAGUCGACAGAUUACUUGACAAAGUCGACGAGAAAUUAAAGACAAUAACAAGAAAAACGAAGACGCUAGAUCAAUUAGGCGCUGAAAGAGAUAGAAAUAAAAAUCUUGAAGUUGCUGAUGGACUGAUCAAGGAAAAGAAUAGUGAGUGCGAAGUGGAGGUGCUGCUGAAGCCCAGAUUUAGGUUCUCCAGCUCCUCCAGUGUAGCAUCAACGGAGACCUUGCCAUCCGCGAGGCUCUCAACGCCCCUGAACAACACGAUGGAUGCAUCGAUCGUGCAUAUUCGAUCACGAAUGGAUCAAAGGGCAAGGGCAGUGGUCACGUCUGCUGCUGUGUCAGACUCUGAUAACGUUGGAUCCUAUGUUAUUGAUGGAAUUGUACCUAUGACAAGGAAUGAAUUAUUGUACGAUAAAAAUAAUAAAGCCUUUGGUGAUGAUAAACCUUCACCCUCCGAGGAAUCUGCGACGAAUGGAACAGACGAGACUGUAUCGUUAUUUCCGACGUAUUCGAGUGACAAAUCAGCGGAUUGUGGGGUCCAGAGGUCAGAAAGAUCACUGAGAAUGAAUCGAGACUCUGUAAAUCAUGAGAUAAAAAUAAUGAAUGUUGAGAGCUUCAGGAUUGAUAACGAUAUAACUGGGGGUCUUCGGGUACUUCCGGGAGAUGAGGAUAAUAAAGGAAAUGAAGGACAUUCCGAGCAAUUAGGUGAGAUUUCUGGAGACGUUGAGAAUGAAGAACACCAGGUGUGUGGGUCAUCCGUUCGUGAGGGAACUUCCCAGGAUAUCUCAAAGCUUUCUUCGGAGAUUGUGGGAGGCUCCGGUGAUGAGAGGAGACAUUCGUCACGGAUAUUGGAAGGAAAUGGUGGUGGAGGUAAGAAUGGAGGGGAUGAAGAUGAAUGUUCUCAGGAGGGACGAUUGAGACUACCUGCAGGAUAUUCAGAGAAAGAUUUGGUCGAGAAAUCCUCGAAGAGUUCUAUUAGUCAUGAAGGAAUUUCUUCGGUUUUGUUGGGACACGCACAGAAGGAUUCUGGAGUUGAGAAAAAAGGUCUGGAAAGGGAUGGAGAUGAUGGAUGUCAGAAGGCAGCUUCGGAGAAAUCUGGAGAAGAUUUUAGAAAGAACUCAGGGGAGGGCAGUUCCCCUACGAGUUCCGUUAGUAAUGAAGACAUAUCUUCCGCUUUGACAAGACAUUCAUUGAGCUCUGAUAGUUCUGGUGGAAGAAGGAAGGGUUCUAAAAGUGAGAAAGAAGGUCCUGAAGGGACUGGAGAAGGUUGUGAGAAGACUCUGGGGAAGAGAAACUUCUUCAGGAGGUCUAUUAGUCAUAAAGGAAUAUCUUCGACGUCGUCGAGGCACUCGUCUACCUGCGGCAGUUCUGAUGGCACUAGGAAGAGCUCAAUGACUGAUUGCUAUUCGGAGGGAGAGCUUUUCGUCUCCAGCUCCUGUGGGCACUCCCUUGGAGAAGUCGUGGGGUCCAGUAGGAGUGGAGGGGUUGUCAACAAGAUACGCGUUAAUUUGCUGGCGAGUCGAACGUCGUUGAUGACUCAGGGUUCAGCUGAAAGCCCUGGCGAGCUCUUGGACACCGACAUUGACUCGAAUUCCAUGAGUGCCCAAGCAGUUGUCCUUGAACGUAUCAGAACGUAAUUCGAAGCUCGAAAGACAUAACCUGCAUUCGUUAGUAGGAUUUUUUAAUUACACUGGA
Diachasmimorpha longicaudata is the source of this 5003-nucleotide messenger RNA. RefSeq lists its product as uncharacterized. The coding region runs from base 2291 to 4945 and encodes 884 amino acids. The transcript is spliced from 6 exons. The record is from RefSeq and is a predicted model, not a curated record. NCBI's taxonomy places the organism in Eukaryota, Metazoa, Arthropoda, Insecta, Hymenoptera, Braconidae.